UGGGACACUUGAAAAAUGGUUAUACAGUUAUAACUUAUUCUUAGACAUGUUGCAGAGAAUAUAUAUAAUGAUAGAUGUUGCAUCUGCAAUGGACUAUCUCCACAGUGGCUAUUCAACACCAGUUGUGCAUUGUGACUUGAAGCCAAGCUAUGUCUUGCUAGAUCAAGAAAUGGUUGGCCAUGUCAGCGAUUUUGGCAUUGCAAAAUUGUUAGGUGCAGGAGACGCUUUUGUUCAAACUAGGACAAUUGCAACCAUUGGAUACAUUACUCCAGAGUAUGGCCAAGAUGGAAUAGUAUCCACGAGCUGCGAUGUUUAUAGUUUUGGCAUCCUGAUGAUGGAGACGUUUACAAGAAUGCGACCAAGUGAUGAAAUGUUUACUGGAGACUUGAGUAUACGACAGUGGGUUAGUGAUUCUUUUCCAAGUGGAAUACAUAAGGUGGUGGAUGCUAAUUUAGUGCAGCCAGGGGAUGAAAAACCCAACACAAAGAUGCAGUGUAUGUUAUCUAUCGUGGAAUUAGCUUUGAGCUGCACUGUAGUGAUACCUGAUGCAAGAAUCAAUAUGGAAGAUGCUCUUUCAGCACUCAAAAAGAUCAAGCUCCAGAUUGUCAAUAGUCGCCACUAGGUGGAAUUAGAACAUCGGCUCAGGAUUGAUGCUUGAUUGCCUAUGUCAUUUGAGCUAUUUAAGAUGAAUACAGUAUUGUACUUCAGCUUGUAUAUGUUCUCUCUUUU
Nicotiana tabacum (common tobacco) is the source of this 729-nucleotide messenger RNA. Lineage: Eukaryota; Viridiplantae; Streptophyta; Magnoliopsida; Solanales; Solanaceae. The record is from RefSeq and is a predicted model, not a curated record.